Messenger RNA from Archocentrus centrarchus (flier cichlid), 2210 nucleotides. It is a transcript of the gene xpnpep2, whose product is annotated as X-prolyl aminopeptidase (aminopeptidase P) 2, membrane-bound. Lineage: Eukaryota; Metazoa; Chordata; Actinopteri; Cichliformes; Cichlidae. The coding region runs from base 1 to 2022 and encodes 673 amino acids. The transcript has 21 exons. The record is from RefSeq and is a predicted model, not a curated record. Gene Ontology annotation, molecular function: metalloaminopeptidase activity.
AUGCCUUCCUAUGGCUGGCUGCUGGCUCUGUAUCUAGCAGCACUACCAGGAAACACUGCUGGUGCUGUUGCACGGGAACCAACUGAGAGGAACUGCUCUGUGAUCCCACCAUAUCUCCCCAGCACAGCAGUAAACACCUCUCUCCAGCUGAAGGAGCUACGAGAGCAAAUGCUUGCCAUGAAUAUUUCUGCCUACGUUAUCCCCGGCACUGACGCUCACCUGAGUGAGUAUAUCGCACCACGUGAUGCCAGAAUGGCCUUCAUGACUGGUUUCACCGGUUCCGCAGGCACUGCUGUAGUUACCCAGACCAAGGCCGCUUUGUGGACAGACAGCCGCUACUGGGUUCAAGCUGAGAGACAAAUGGACUGCAGCUGGGAGCUGGAAAAAGAUGUGUCCAUCAGCAGCGUGGCAGAGUGGCUCAUCUCAGAAGUGCCACCAGGUGGCGAGAUCGGCUUUGAUCCUUUCCUUUUCUCCCUCAAAACGCAGGAAAACUACAACAUCAAUCUGGAGUCGAGCGAUCGCGGCCUCAAGUCAAUCCCCGUAAAUCUGGUCGACAAAGUGUGGAAGGAAAGGCCGCCCGUCCAGUCUGAUGGGCUCAUCCGCCUGCCUGAUAGAGUCAUACAAAGGUCCUGGCAGGAAAAAGUGGAACACAUACGGAUUCAGAUGAGGGACAAUCCAUACAAGCCCACAGCUCUGCUGCUUUCAGCACUGGAUGAAACGGCCUGGCUUUUCAAUAUGCGUGGCAAUGACAUCCCUUACAAUCCUUUCUUCUACUCCUACACCCUUCUCACAGUGGAUAAGAUCUGGCUCUUUCUCCACACGGAGCGAGUUACUGAUGAUUUGAAGGCAUACCUGAAUGCCUCCUGUGAAGGGGCCCUCUGCGUGCAGCUAAAAGGUUAUGACACCAUCCUUGAUCAUCUGAAGACCUAUGUGGCCGGGCCUGGGGUUAAAGUGUGGAUCGGUACAGAGUACACAAACUACGCCCUUUAUGAGGUCAUUACACCACAGGACAAACUGCUGACAAGUUCCUACUCUCCUGUGUUGACGACAAAAGCCAUAAAAGAUGAGACUGAGCAGCAAAUUUUAAGGGAUGCUCAUGUGAGGGAUGCUGUCGCUGUCAUCCAGUUCUUGAUGUGGCUGGAAAAGGCCGUGCCGGAGGGGAAUCAGACUGAACUGAGCGCUCUAGAAUACGUCGAUAAUUGCCGCAACAAACAGAAGGACAGCAGAGGCCCAAGCUUUGAAACCAUCUCUGCUAGUGGCCCUAAUGCUGCUCUUGCCCAUUACAGCCCUACAAUAGAAACAAACAGGAGGUUGACAGUUGAUGAGAUGUACCUGAUCGACUCUGGUGGCCAGUAUCUAGAUGGCACCACUGACAUCACUCGGACAAUUCACUGGGGAAAGCCCACAGAAAUGCAAAAAGAGGCCUUCACUCGAGUGUUGAUGGGAAACAUUGAGAUAUCCCAAACCAUUUUUCCCUCAGGGACAAGAGGUGUGAACAUGGAGAUGCUGGGUCGCCGGGCAUUGUGGGAGGUGGGCCUGAACUACGGCCACGGCACAGGUCAUGGCGUCGGAAAUUACUUCGGAGUUCAUGAGUGGCCUGUUGGCUUUCAGAGCAAUAACAUUCCCUUCAGAUCCGGCAUGUUCACAUCUAUUGAGCCUGGAUAUUAUAAGGAGAAUGACUUUGGGAUCCGGAUUGAAGAUGUUGCUGUGACCGUACCAGUUCAGACAAAGUAUGGAAAUAACUACCUGACCUUUGACACUGUAUCACUGGUUCCAUAUGACAGAAAGCUAAUUGACACAUCCCUGCUCAGCUCAAAACAGCUUCAGUGGCUGAAUAAAUACUACGAGACAAUCCGGAGGCUGGUGGGUCCUGAGCUGGACAGUCAGGGCCUUCAUGAGGAGAAGGACUGGAUGCUUAGAAACACGGAGCCUUUUGCUGAGGUUGGAUCUUCUGCGUCCGUCUCUUCCUCCUCGCUGACCCUCAUCGCUCUGGCCAUCGCUCUUCUCCACGAUAUCGUCUGAGCAUCUCCAUCUCUCCUGCAGUCACUCCAUUCACAGCAGACUUGCACACUAUUGUUACUCCUAUGCAGUCUCAGUUGAGCAGCUACACCAGGUUGAGAGAUGCAAUUUAGCUUUUUUUUUUAAUUUAAAGAUAGAUUUAAUAACUUAAUUAUGCUGGUAAAUGUCUGAUAUGGAGUUUUAAAUUAUGU